Molecule: messenger RNA, 827 nt
Organism: Labrus mixtus (cuckoo wrasse)
Lineage: Eukaryota; Metazoa; Chordata; Actinopteri; Labriformes; Labridae
Gene: mrpl32
Product: mitochondrial ribosomal protein L32
Exons: 3
Coding region: 79-618 (179 amino acids)
Biological process (GO): translation
Cellular component (GO): mitochondrial large ribosomal subunit
Molecular function (GO): structural constituent of ribosome
Source: RefSeq, a predicted model, not a curated record
GUUUAGUGACGUACUGUUACUGUGUGACCGUGAGCUGUUUGGCAUGUUGGAAAGAGAGUCAGCGUGCUGAUAGUAAAAAUGAUGAAUUUAUCGGCUUUAGUCCACAGUCUCAGAUCCUCUUUACUACAUAUUGAAAGCAGACUGCUGCAGGUGGUGCUACUGGACAGACAGCUGGCUCCAGCGCUGGCAGUGACUGGCCCCAGCCUCCUUCCUCAGCCCGACAGGGAGGAGGACCUGGAGGAGAGUCAGGAGCAGCCCCCUGGUCUUUUGGACAGCAUCCUGUGGAUGGCAGCACCCAAGAAGAGACGCACUAUAGAAAUCAACCUCACCAGGAGGAGAGCUGAAGAAAAGCUCCUAAAAGUCAAGACUAACAUCGAGCCGUGUCCAGAAUGUGGCCACAUGAAGCAGAAGCACAUCAUGUGCGGCUUCUGUUAUGCGAAGGUGUGCAGGGAGACCGCUCUGAUUCGUCAGCAGAUGAAAGCGAUGGAAGGUAGCCCGCAUGGGGCCCCCAGUGUGGAGACUGUCGUCCUGUAUGAGGGCGAGACGCCAAACCAGCAGGACAAAGACAAGAGGAUCGUAGAGAGGUCCAGGAAGAGGCCUGCAUGGUUCAGCUACUGAUGCUAACAUGUAACACUAUGUGUGACACAUUUUCUCUCUGUGUACACAAUGUGAUUUAUCAUCAUAAAGAUUUAUAGCUCACACAACAAAAGUCACUGAAGUUGUAGUUGUCAGACAUCAUGGAUUAUUUUUUGUCCUUUUCUCAAAUGUAGCCACGUUAUAUUUACUGUGAUUUAAGUGUUUGACAAUAAAUGUGUUAUUCGACAAUA